GAGGCCUUCCACGCGGCAAAAGCCGACAUUCUCCCUCGCCUUGGUCUAUCGACCCUCUUCCAUUUCUGAUGAGAGGCCGCAUACGUUCCGUCCUACCGCGACAUCUCUGCCAACGCUGCGCAACGGCUCAAUGGCAGACUUCACCUCGAAACUACGCUACAAAGCGAGGCGGAAGACCGUCCAAGGCGCUGAGCGGGACCCAGUUGAAUCCGGCGAAGCUGGGAGGUACCAGCAAGUACCCGUUAUCGGCGCAGUUGAGCAAGAAUCCUGAGCCGGCGUUGGAUUCCCUCCAAAGCACGAAAGGGCAUGCCUAUUAUAGAUCGCAGAUUGUAAGUCCAAGCCUAUGCGAUGAUAUCCUGAAAUACAUCGGCCCCACGCUAGAAAAGCACAAAGGAUGCGACAUCCUCGACGUGCAUCCCGGCGUCGGUCUCUGGUCACAGAAGAUCCACGAGUUCCUGCAGCCACGGAGCCAUGUCCUCCUUGAACCAUCGGCCGCGAAGUUUGACGAAUACCUCAAGCCGCUAUUGGAGAAGCCGGGGUCGAAGUACAGGUUGCACACGGGGAACAUAGGCGACUUCGAGACGAUCAGAUCCCUGAUAGACGGUGGAGCGUUUCCGGACCAGAAGCGAGUGCGUCCCGAGGACCCUUCUUCGCGGCAACAGAAUACCUUGCUCUUGGUCACGGGCUCGCUAAUGUGGGAUCCGAAACUCCCGGGUAUCGCCUUCGACUCUAUGGCUAAGCAACUCUUCAUACAGUUCACCAAGAUGGCUGUGCAGAAUGAUGGCUUUCAUGCAUUUGGCCCCGUGCGGAUGCUUCUUUGGAUGGACCAUAACGAUUUCAAGGGUAUCCUCCCUAGGUCGAUGAACCAGCACAACAAAGCCAGCUUUUACAUGGACACAUUAGCGAAGAUGACGGAGGUUGUAGCGGCCGGCCACGAACCGCGCUUAGCUGGAAAAGUAUCUGUUGGGCGCGAACCCCAGUAUGAGCUCGAAAGCAUUAUACGAGCCAUGAGGGCGGGAAAGGAGAAAGGCAUGGAGCUCCCGGCACACCGACGCGAAAACGUGCACGACUUCGCCGAGGAUGUAGAGCGGAUGACGCAGGGCAAGCGCGUCAUGAAAUCGGCUGACAUGUAUCAAUACUUGAAAGAGCAGGAAAUGGCCGGAAAGUCUACGGUGGGACUCAGUUCGCAGGCAGCCAUUGACAGCUACAAGGUGGACAUGGUCUUGAAAGAGAACCCGAAAAUGUAUCGGAUGGAUAAUCUCUCGGUGAAAGGAAAUCACAAGAGAGUCUCACAAGAGGGCAAACAAGCCAACAUCAUACGAGCAAGCAUCAGUCAACAAACCCGUCAGAAACAGCAGAUUGAGCGAGCCGCUGAUAUCGGCGAGGAGAUCUACCAUGCCGAGUGCAAAAUUCUUGGCAUGCAGGACGGCGCGGAUAAAGAAGCUGCGCUCAAGAAGUUACAGAGUUUGGAAGACGACUUCGCCGCCGCCGUCGGCAAGAUACCAAAAAACCUCAAAUCUGCGGUAUACUCGGAUCUGGACGACCGGCAAACCCUAUACUCGCCAGUGCCGCGCCUCCAAUGGGACGCGCGCCCGUUUGAACCACUUGUCAUGCAGCCAGACGAAGUGUUCCCCGCAAACCGUGUCUCGCUCGUCGACUGCGAGCCGCGACCUGCAAUUGAAGGCCGCACAGCCGACUGGUUCGAAUGGGUGCAGGACUUUCUAUACGGGCUCUUCCAGCACAGCAGCACUGGGUCGGUCGUCUCGGCUUUGGAGAACAUGCAGCCUGGGGCUUCAGAGAUCAUCGCGAAUGCGCCGAGCCUGAAGGAUCCGGCGAAGGGGGGCAGACUUGAAAUGAAGAACUUGAGGGUGAGGAUGCUGACUCCGGAGAUGGUGGUUGAACUUUGCGCUGCGUAUAAGGAGUGGCCUUUUAGGUCGCCGAACUCGGAUCACACCAGGUAUUUCCGGUUGAGGUUCGGGAAACCCCCGACAUGAUGCGGCGCUGGAGGGUUACGAAGACGUCUGCGAGGAUACUCGAGAUAGCAAUUCGCCGUCUUUACGGUCGGAAUUCUUCCAUUGCGGAUGGAUAUUGUACACUAUUGUAACACGCGGUGUAGUUGCGCCUGCAAUGCAUAACCAGCCAGUCCCAUCGGCACCCGUCCCGUCCUACCUUCCUCACUUCUUCUUCGCAGCCGCUGGCGCUCCUUUCGCUGGUUCUGGCUUCGAUCCUGCGGGUGCAGCUUUCCCCUGGCCUGAGCCUUGGCCACUUAUAAGAUCCAUCAGAUGAUCUGACUUCGCUCCUUUGCCCUAUACCAAAGUGUCAGGCAUGCAAGCUCAAUUGCCCUACGCAAAGCUUAUGUCCUUAACCGCCACCAGUCGGGAAACAACAUACCUGCUCAGCAUCCCAUCCGCGCCCGAACUUGGCUCUAAAGCCCGCCAAUUUCCCCGCCUCAUCCUCCUCCACAUUCAAUAGCUUCUGGCUACUCGGAUU
Trematosphaeria pertusa is the source of this 2490-nucleotide messenger RNA. Its product is annotated as S-adenosyl-L-methionine-dependent methyltransferase. The record is from RefSeq and is a predicted model, not a curated record. The transcript is spliced from 2 exons. Gene Ontology annotation, biological process: transcription initiation at mitochondrial promoter. Gene Ontology annotation, molecular function: mitochondrial transcription factor activity. Gene Ontology annotation, cellular component: mitochondrial DNA-directed RNA polymerase complex; mitochondrial matrix. NCBI's taxonomy places the organism in Eukaryota, Fungi, Ascomycota, Dothideomycetes, Pleosporales, Trematosphaeriaceae. The coding region runs from base 69 to 1994 and encodes 641 amino acids.